Bursaphelenchus xylophilus (pine wood nematode) is the source of this 2612-nucleotide messenger RNA. Lineage: Eukaryota; Metazoa; Nematoda; Chromadorea; Rhabditida; Aphelenchoididae. The record is from the annotation of a GenBank genome assembly.
AUGUCAGUAUCGCCAAUAUCAACGUUACGACGACGAAAAGGGCCUAACUUGACAAUUGCUGUAGAUAAAAUCGCAGCGGCGCCUACUGAGUUCACCGAGAAGCCGGAAACCUUGCAGUUCGACAGUGUCAAAGUAGAUGAGGAUGCCAAUAUUAUACUGGACGAAAGUUCUUUGAUUCAAGAGCUAAAUGCUGAAGAUGAUCGAGCUCCAUUGGCCGGGGAGGCCGGAAAAAAGGAACCCGACCUGCCCAAGCAAUUGGGAGUCUGGGAGUUCGUCAAGAUGGAGCUAACUCGGUAAGAUUUAAUUAUUUUUUUCGAAUUUUAGGUUAAUGAUGUUGUAGUAGAUGAAAGAUGUGAAUGUUCGUAUUUGCAGAGGUUAUUCUUUGGAGACACAUCAAGACAGAUAUACAGAGAAGCGACGGAAAGUUUAUGCGUUCUUUCGAAUACCGUACGAGUUGGAGAAAUUCUUAUUCUUCGGGUUUCUCCAUUGUUUGGAUGCAUUCGCCAAUGUUUUUACAUUUCUCCCCAUCAGACUGCUGGUAAGUCGCUUAGAAUUGAUAUUUUAUAUCUUUAGUUAGCCGUGAUUGGCCGCAUAUUUGGGACGAGAGUGUGGACAGCAGCUGAGACAUGUGAUUUGCUCAAGAUUUCAAUUAUCAUAACAGCUUCGCUGAUCAUGCAGCUCGUUGACACUUCAAUGCUCUACCACAUUGUCCGAGGCCAAGGUGUGAUCAAACUGUACAUCUUUUACAAUAUGUUAGAAGUGGCGGACAAGCUUUUCAGCAGUUUUGGGCAAGACAUUUUAGAGGCAUUGUUUUGGACAGCAUCGGAAAGAGGAGGCAAGCGAAAAGUAGCGUCAACCUUUGUACAAUGGUGUGCAACUGUACUUUAUGCUUUGCUGCACGCUCUACUUGUCCUACUCCAAGCGACAACACUCAACGUCGCGUUUAACUCACAUAAUCAAAGUCUUUUGACCAUCAUGAUGUCCAACAACUUUGUUGAACUUAAGGGAGCUGUUUUUAAGAAAUUUGCCAAGCCCAAUCUCUUCCAAAUGUCCUGCAGGUAAGAAAAUUUCAUUUUAUAUUAGUUGGUUUUGUUUUUAGUGAUUGCCGAGAGAGAUUCCACACAGUUAUCCUGCUUAUAGUAGUGGUCUUGAGGAAUAUGACGGCGGUUAAUUGGAAACUAGAACAUUUGAGCGAAAUGGUCCCGGAUUUGUUUAUGGUUUUUGUAGCGGAAUUGAUUGUGGACUGGCUGAAACAUGCGUUUAUCACCAAGUUCAAUGAAAUCAGCGCAGAAGUUUAUCAAGGUAGGCUGAUUAUGAGCAAUAUUUUUGAACUUUUUUUUGAUAGGAUUUGAGUAUAAAUGGGUGAAGAAAGCCCUUAAAAUUAUCUAAUCUAUGUUUCUACAUAAUUUUAUGCAUUUAUAUCAAUUUUUAUUUCAGAUUUUACCAUCACCUUAUCCUUUGACGUGGUCAGAUCCCAUGAAGAAGAGACCUUCACCGAUUUCUCGGAUGUAGUCUCAAGAAGAAUGGGCUUUAUUCCCGUCCCAAUUGCCAUCAUGUUGAUCCGAGUUAUCUCACAAUCCAUCGAUUUUUCGACAAACGUUUAUGUUCUAGUAUUCGGUAUGUUAUUCAUGAAAAAAUUGAUGAUUUUAAUGUCUAGAAUGAUACGAUGUGAUUUUUUAGCUCUUGUCUGGGUCUCAUUGCUCUUCAUAAAGGUGGUGAAUGGUGUGUUCUUGAACAGCAAGAGUGUUCAGCAUGUCCAGCAGUUCAGAAAAUUGCAACAUCAAGCGGAAUCCGAGUUCUAUCGGCGAAGAGUGCUAAGUGCAAAGAGCAAAAGUGUCCCGAAUUCGCCGAGAAUAAGCCUCAUUGACUUCUCAGGUAGGGUUUUUAUGGAAUUUUAAAGGAUUUUUUACAGCGGAAUUGACUUCAUUUUUGGUUGAUGUCAAGUAUAAUAUUCUCGGUUUGGAUGUAUAAUAUACAUGUAUAUAGACCAAAUAGAAAUUCUUGAAAGCUUUAAAGAGAAAUUUUUAGCGUCAAUCGGUCUGUUUUACUUGGUGGCAUUAUCAUUUGAGAUACGAUUUGACCUUAAAAUUGAUGUUGCUAGGCUAAAAUCAGAUAAUAUUAUUAGAUGUAAGAAGGCGAAUAGGCUCGUUAGUUAUUAUGAUAAUUGUCUAUUAGUCCUUAUUUUUCUAAGAUUAGACAUUUUUUUUUGUAAUUUUUGCCUGGUAUGUUAUAACAAUAUUCAAAUUUUAGAUAUCCUAACGCAAGCCACUCGAGUCCCUCCCAAAGGAUUCACCGUCUCGGAUAUGCUCGCUGAACUUGGCCAAAUUUCGGAUCAGCCAACCUCUUCCGACUCCCCAAAACCGCCGAAAUCAUCGCCGCAAGAGGAAACUCCCCGACGAUCCAUGUCCGUCGUCGAUUUGACUACUCAAAGCAACAAGAGAGACAAGUCCUUGCCACCGUUGAUUGAGACCGAAGAGAAUGCAAAGGAGAGAGACGAAGAGAAGGGGCAACCGUCGCCCAAGAGAAGGGUCAAUGAUUGUGAACAACUCAGUGAUGUAUUGGCAUAUCAGCUACUGAAUGGGUCGGAUAAUGCCCAAGAAAUUAGGUCCUAG